This is a messenger RNA of Trifolium pratense (red clover), 1255 nucleotides long. RefSeq lists its product as uncharacterized. Gene Ontology annotation, molecular function: protein binding. Lineage: Eukaryota; Viridiplantae; Streptophyta; Magnoliopsida; Fabales; Fabaceae. The record is from RefSeq and is a predicted model, not a curated record. Bases 49 to 774 code for a protein of 241 amino acids. The transcript is spliced from 3 exons.
AAACUUUGAACAAAACAAACCUCUUCAAAAUCUCACUCAAAAAAAAAAAUGAGAGCUUCUCUCAUGCGAACCGGUUCAAUCCCGGUCCACACCGGUUCACCUCGAAUUUCCCUCUCCCGCCAAGCUUCCUUCACCGCCGGCGACAAGAACCACCACAUCCAAUCACCAAAGCUUUCACUACAUUUCCACUCCACCGACAACCAUUCCAACGGGAUCAACAGAUCUUUAUCAGAAACCGCAGCGAUUCGUUCACCGAUCGAGAAUUUAAGCUUUUCAAAGAAUCUAAACCGAAUCGGAUCGCAAUAUUUUCCGUUACAGGAUACUGGAUUCGGCGGUGGAAGUGAUCACGGUGACACGACAGUUACCACCGGUGGAAAUGGCGGCGAUAGGAUUAAAAUCGGCGCGUAUUAUGAGGAAAUGUUGAAGUCAAAUCCAACGGACGCGCUUUUGCUUAGAAAUUACGGGAAAUUUCUUCACGAGGUGGAGAAGAAUAUGGUGAGAGCAGAGGAAUAUUAUGGAAGAGCGAUUCUAGCGAAUCCUGAAGAUGGUGAAUUGCUUUCUCUUUAUGGGAAGUUGAUUUGGGAAACUAAUAGAGAUGAAGAAAGAGCUAAAUCUUACUUUGAUCAAGCAAUUCAUGUUGCUCCUGAUGAUAGCACGGUGUUGGGAUCCUAUGCCCACUUCAUGUGGGAGGCGGAAGAGGAGGAAGAUGAGGUGGUGGUUAAUGGUGGAAGAAUAACGGAAGAAUCAAUGUCAACGUUGAUCGGUGCUUUUUAAUUGAGGCUCAGUGCAUGUUUGGAUGACCAGUGAAUUUGACGAAAUAAUGUGACUUCCUUAAGUUAUAGUAAAACUUAAUUUUGUUAAAGUUGUGUACCGAUAUGUCCCAUUCAGUCAUACUCACUAUUAGUCCAAACAUGCAUUCAUGAGAAUGUGACUUGUAUGUUACUACUAGUAUAUAGUUAUAAUUAACCGGGGUAGAAUGCGAAAGGUUGUAACAACAAUAAUAAUGGCCUUAUUCUCUUUUGUCGGAUGCGUCUAAUUAACUAGAAACUCCGAGAAACUACCUACCCUAACCCUAGUAGAAGAGAGAGACCGAAAACAACCUUUGUGUAUUGUUUUUUCCUACUUGUUUUGUUUCUGAUCUAAUGGCCGUAACAUGUAAUGUAACUUCUUUUUUGGAACACAUGCAAUGUAACUAUAUGUAAAUCUACAUUUAACUAUUGAUAUAUAAGUAUAUAUAACGGUAUAUGGAUUAUAA